AUGUCUUUUUUUGGGUUCGAAACCGGUCCUCCGGGCCAAAAUAAGGGCUCCAAAGGAGACAAUCGAAAAAAGGCCGGUAACCAUAAAAGUAAGAGUCCUGAUGCCGCAAUGGAUUUCGAAGACACGUACCGAGGCUUUGGGGGGUAUGAAAAGGAGGAAGACGACUAUUUGAAUGACGAGACGUUUGGCAAUGCAACUGAAAUGGGUGCCGAUUUCGAUUUUGGCUAUGGAAAAGGUGAACUAGACGCUGCUGGCCAUACAAACGUUGCAAACCAGCCCAGUGCUAGCCUCAAUCGCUCUUAUGCAUCUGCGGCGGCUUCUACUGGGCCCGAAGCUCCGGUCUCUGUUUAUCACGACGAGGGAAUGGACUUCACUCCGAUGGAAUCACUAUGGACGAAUCAGGCUCUGGUUCCACCACCUCAGCAGUACCAGCAACAGCACCAGGUUCUUUCAAUGGAGGAAAUUGAAAGGCUGCAACACCAGCAGCAAUCCCAACACGGGUAUGCUGGUGGCAUGCCUCCUCCACCACCUCCAGGAUAUGGCUACCCACCGCAACCUUUUAUGCCACAGGCUGGUUAUCAGGGUAUGCCCCAGGGAAUGCCUCAAGGCUUAUCCCAAGGACUUCCUCAAGGUUUGCCCCAAGGCUUGCCACAAGGUAUGCCUCAAGGUAUGCCCCAAGGAAUGCCCCAUGGCCUCUCAAUUCCGAUGCCGGUACCUUUGCCUAUGUCAGGUCUUCCCCAGCAUUAUUCGGAACCACCUCACGUCUUGCAGCACCAACAGCCUACUGCAGCGACCCAACAAUCGGCUCAAUCGUCUUUCUUGGGACCUAGUGCUUCGCAGUCACCGGACUUGAGCCAACAAUCGGCUACACCUCCAGCGCAAGCGCCUAUGACGAAGUCUCCCGUUUCGUCAAUGCCUAGCGCCGUUUCCCAGAUUCCCAAGCCAGCAAGGGCAUCUGGCUCUAGAGGUCAGCUUGCUUCCGAGCAGGACUCUCGUGAGAGUACUCCAAGAGGCGUUCGCCGUGGUUCGAUGCGUAAAAUGCAAGAGACAUUGAGUCCUGAGGAAAUCAAAAAGCUUCAAAUUCGUCAGGCUAAGGUCGAUAAAAUUCUUAGACAUAGCGGUGUGAUGACACCAAGAGACAAAGAUUUUAUCACCCGUUACCAAUUGUCUCAAAUUGUCACGGACGAUCCGUACAACGAGGAUUUCUAUUUCCAAGUCUACAAGAUUAUUCAACGUGGCGGUAUUGUUGGAGAAUCCAACAAGGGCUUAAUUGCUCGCGCCUAUCUAGAACAUUCAGGUCACCGUUUGGGCGGUCGUUACAAGCGCGCCGACGUUGCUUUACAGAGGAUGCAAAGUCAGGUCGAAAAAGCUGUUACUGUGGCAAAGGAAAGGCCUAACAAAAGCCGUGAAAAUCUGGAAAGCGCGAAGGAAGGGGUUUUGGGCAAAAUCUCAUCUGUGAGAAACAGCAAAGCGCCAAGAAGACAACUACAAAUUCCUCUACAAAAGGGUGACGACGAGGAAAUCGAGUCUUCGGCCAUCGAAGACGUGGUUCAGAGUAUGAAUGGAGUCGAUCUCUCGGCUUCUUCAAAGGCGAGAAGACGCUCCUCUUAUGCCUUCCGUUCUGUUGAUCAACGUGCCGUUCUCUCGCGUUCCGGUGGUAGAAAGUUUGUUUUGUCUCUAAUCGAGACAGUUUAUGCCGAAGUUUUGGAGCUCGAAGCCCAACUCAGAAGCGGCAAAGACACGGAUAGCACCGAUUUGUGGGAAGCUCUGCACAUCGCCGACGAUGCUUAUGAGGUGUCCCCAUUCAUUUCCAUUUUGUCUUUUGACAAAGGUGUGAAGAUCAUGCCUCGAAUUUUCAAUUUCUUGAACAAGGACCAGAAACUGAAGCUAUUGUAUUGUUUUUUCAGCGAGUUGUCGCACUUAAACAUCAUCGUUACUAGUUCCUACAAGACAAACCCAGAUCCAACAGACACACAGCUCAAAAAGUUAGAGCUGUUCCAGUCCGUAUUCCUCAAGAUCAUCGUAUCGUUUUUGUCAAGCUCUGCAGAGUUUGUUGAGGUACUAGGACUACUUCUGGCUCUAGUGAAAAACAACAAUGUAUCUUUCAUCAGCACCUCUAAGAUCGGAUUGAAUCUCAUCACUGUGCUCAUAUCUCGAGCAGCGCUUAUCAAACAGGAUGUUAGCAGAGGGAACGUACUCUCGUCAAUGGAAGCUUCUUCCUGGAAUGAAAUUUACGACAAGCUGUUCACGGCUCUGGAAACAAAGCUUGCGGUAGUCUUCCCUCCCGACGAAUAUACUUCUAAGGUUGUUGCUGCAUCUUCUGCUGGCACGCUCACAUCUGCAACCGCUGGUCAAUCCGUGAAGCACCAAUUUUACGACCAAUCUUAUAUUUGGCAAUUUUUGGCAUCGUUGGCCCUCAGUGGAAAACUGAAUCAUCAAAGGGUAAUCAUCGAUGAGAUAAGAGAGGAGAUUUUUGGUACUAUCAAUAGAGCGGAACAACUGAUGUCUUCCUUGCCCACAGAAGAGCAACAGAUUGGUCUGUACCAGCGUGAUAAACUGUACCAGGAUUUGAACUUGUUUUUGAACGUCAUGGGUUUAGUUGCUCGCGACGGAGAAAUAAGCGAGCUCAAGUGA
Lachancea sp. 'fantastica' is the source of this 2634-nucleotide messenger RNA. The record is from the annotation of a GenBank genome assembly. Lineage: Eukaryota; Fungi; Ascomycota; Saccharomycetes; Saccharomycetales; Saccharomycetaceae.